CCAUCAGCAGUUUUUAACGGAUGAGGGUCUCCUCGCCCUCACCACCCGUGCUGCUUCCCUCACCACUCUCAGCCUGCGCCUGCCCUCCCUCCCUGCCUCCCGGCGCUGCUCUGAAGUGGCUCUCAUGCAAGUCGCCAGUGCAUGCACCGGCCUCACUCACCUGGAGCUCUCCAACUUCCGCUGCAUGUCGGACCCGCCCCUGCACGAAUUCGUCUCGCGCUGUCCCUCUCUCGCCCAUCUCUCCCUAGCUGGCGCGUCUAUAACCGACGCCUCGUUGGACCUCAUUGCGUCUCACUGCCCCAACCUAUCGUCCCUCUCCAUCAAAUUUUGCCGCAAGCUGCUCGAGCCAGGUGUCAGGGCGUUGGCUGGCUGCACUCGGUUGGAGUCCCUCAACGCUGCUCUGGUGCCCGGGGUUUCUGACGUCUCUGCUCCGCUCUUGUUCCAAGGCGCUACAGCGUUGAAAACACUGGUGCUGAACCAGAGCCCUCUAACUGACACCUCGUUAUCGUCACUCUCCUCUCAUUGUCACGGUCUGGAGGAGCUGGCGCUGCAUGGCUGCCCCAGGCUGACCAACGAGGGCUUAAAAUCUCUGGCUUCUUCGUGCCUCUGUCUCCGCUACCUCUCUCUUAGCUUCUGCGAUCAAGUUUCGGAUGCCGGAAUCAUAUCCAUCGCCAACAAAUGCCACCACCUCAUCAAGAUCCGAUUGGACGGUUGUCGCCAGCUGUCCAAUCCCUGUGUCAAGGCCCUUUGCCGCCCAGCCUGGGCCCAGCAGGUUCGGCCGGAGCGGGACCAGGUUCGGGGAUCAAGUCAAGAUGAUUGUAAUGGGGAGGUUUUUCGCCUGCCCGGGGAGUAUGCAGCUGCUCGGUUGCGCUACUUGAGCAUGCAGAGCUGCCCAAAAAUAUCCGAUGAUAUUUUCGAUCACCUCUUAGCUGCCCCUGCAUUGAGAUUCGUUGACAUCGCCAGGGCGAGGUUGACGGAGUGGGCUAUUCAUAGCUUUCAUAGUCGUCGACCUGAUGUGGAGCUAUGCAUUAGUGGGGUCCCAUAUUGUCCAAUGGUCGACUGUUGACCACUAACAUGUAGACCUCAGUUUGUUUCUAAGACAGG
This is a messenger RNA of Closterium sp. NIES-67, 1104 nucleotides long. Lineage: Eukaryota; Viridiplantae; Streptophyta; Zygnematophyceae; Desmidiales; Closteriaceae. The record is from the annotation of a GenBank genome assembly.